Hippocampus zosterae (dwarf seahorse) is the source of this 1220-nucleotide messenger RNA. It is a transcript of the gene tpd52, whose product is annotated as tumor protein D52. The record is from RefSeq and is a predicted model, not a curated record. Gene Ontology annotation, cellular component: cytoplasm. The coding region runs from base 167 to 766 and encodes 199 amino acids. The transcript has 7 exons. Gene Ontology annotation, biological process: B cell differentiation. NCBI's taxonomy places the organism in Eukaryota, Metazoa, Chordata, Actinopteri, Syngnathiformes, Syngnathidae.
AAUGGCAGCCACUCAGCGACCAGAAGGCAUAAACCAGGAAGAGAAGGAGGAGGAGAAGAACAAGAGGAAGAAGAGCAGAUUCAAUUUGAACGCUUAAAAAGCGUGUCGCGACUGAACCGAACUGCUACUUUCCUGCCUCGCACCGAAUCCACGCUUAGACACGUUCAUGGAUGACAACGAGAAAGGCUCGUGGCAGCGUGCGGAUCCGCCGGCCGAGGUGGGAGAGGACGCGGCCGUCAGCGUGGGACCCCCAUUGCCGACCCCCGCCAUGACGGAGGAGGAACGCCAGGAGCUGCAAGCGGAGUUGUUGAGGGUGGAGGAUGAGGUCCAGACGCUGUCUCAGGUUCUGGCGGCGAAGGAGAGACAGCUGGCCGACAUCAAGAGGAAGUUGGGGGUGACGACUUUCAACGAGCUCAAGCAGAACUUUAGCAAAACCUGGCAGGAGGUCACCACCUCGUCAGCGUACAAAAGGACAUCAGAGACGCUGUCGCACGCCGGCUUGAAGGCCACGGCGGCUUUCUCCACCAUGAGCUCGGCCCUCAGCCGCAAGCUGGAAGACGUCAGCAAGCGCUCUUUGCAGCACUCGGCUAGUAUGCCUGUCAUGAGGAACACUCCCUCAUUCAAGUCAUUUGAGGAGAAGGUGGGAACAUGGAAGAACAAGAUGAGUCCGUCGGAGAUCGAUGCCAGCGAGCAGAUGAACGUUCCAGACGACGCAGAGGCUCAGCACCAGGCCACGCCCACCAACCUAGACACACCCUUGCACUGACCUUAUGACCCCCCCCCCUACCCUUGACCUUUGAACCUCCCACAUUGUCACCUCUCUGCAAGUCUUUAAAGGUGACAGCAACAUGCCUUCAUUAAAACCGCAAAACCUCUUGACAUCGCUUUUUACCGCAACACUCUCAAUCGGCUUAACAGCGCACGCACACACAUUUUCUCAUUUUCGGGGCCAAAUCAGCUUUAUUUAUCUAAGUUUAAAACAUUCACGCAUGCACGCAAACACAGUAUGUGGAGUCAAGCUAAAGUGAACAUUGGAACACUCUUGGUUAAGGUUGCUUUGUUACUAACCAGACACUGUAAAAAUAUAAACUUCUUGUUUGACAGUGACACUGCCUGACUUUCAAAAUAAAAUGCUUUUUCCUCAGUACGCUUAAAGAUAUUUUUAAUACAAGUCUCUCAUGGAUUUUGUUGAAAAGAAAUAAAAAUAUUAAACUGCUCAA